Messenger RNA from Diorhabda carinulata, 1433 nucleotides. RefSeq names its product phenoloxidase-activating factor 2-like. Gene Ontology annotation, molecular function: serine-type endopeptidase activity. The transcript is spliced from 4 exons. Gene Ontology annotation, biological process: proteolysis. The coding region runs from base 68 to 1330 and encodes 420 amino acids. Lineage: Eukaryota; Metazoa; Arthropoda; Insecta; Coleoptera; Chrysomelidae. The record is from RefSeq and is a predicted model, not a curated record.
AGUAUACAAGAAGUCAGACAAGCUGCUAGUUAGCUUUAUAUGAGAUACAUUAUUCAAGUGUAUAGAAAUGACCACAAGAUUUCUCAUUCUUUUUUUAAAUUUUUUCGUGCUACGUGUUUGUAAUGGACAAUUAGAACAAGAAGUCAAUCAAAUACUCGACGAACUUCAUUCCGAAGAUAAACAAACGUCUACUACAGUAUCACUCCAGCCUAUUAACGAUGAUUCUACACCGAAAAAUCCCUAUGAAAUGCCCAGUGGAGUUACGGAGUGUCCACAUUUUUGCGUACCUUUUUUUCAAUGUCGCGAUGGAAAACUGAAUACCAACGGGGUUAAUAUAAUUGAUAUCAGGUUAAAUGACGGACCAUGUGGUAAUGCUCUUCUUGUCUGCUGUAAAAAGCAAUCUGUUACGGAUAACCGUUUUACUACGAAUCCAAAUACAUCUCCUACGGAAACUACCGACCCCAGAGGAUGUGGUUAUCGAAGAGUAGACGGAGUGGAGUUUCAAAUUACAGGUACUAAAGAUAACGAGGCUCAAUAUGCUGAAUUUCCUUGGAUGGUCUCGAUACAUACACAACCCAAUGCCCCUAACGAUAGACCUGUUUGUGGCGGUGCUUUGAUUCAUCCACAAGCAGUUAUUACAGCAGCUCAUUGUGUAGCUGACAUGACUAAGAGAUGGAAAGUUCGUGCUGGUGAAUGGGACAUCGUCAAAAAAAUUGAAGUGUAUCCAGUUCAAGAAGUAGAAGUAGAAUCGAUCACACUUCAUGAAAACUACUACGCAAGAGCCUUAUUCAACGAUAUUGCUUUCCUUAAACUCAAACAAGCUGUUAAUUUGACUAAAAACAUCGACACAAUUUGUUUGCCACCUCAAAGUUACCAACACACUUCUCAAAAUCGGUGCUACUUCACAGGCUGGGGUAAGAAUAAAUAUGGAAAAAAAGGAGUUUAUCAAGGUAUUUUGAAGAAGGUGGACCUUCCUUAUAUCGACAAAUCUAAAUGUCAAGAGUUACUAAGAAAUACUAGACUUGGGCAAUUCUUCGAACUACACCACAGCUUCAUGUGUGCUGGAGGUGAAGAGGGUAAAGAUGCGUGUAACGGUGACGGUGGUAGUCCAUUAGUUUGUCCAUGGAAUGAUGAUCCAAAGAGAUACUACUUUGCAGGUGUGGCUGCUUGGGGAAUUGGAUGUGCCCAAAAAGAUAUACCAGGCGUUUACGUAGAUAUUACAGAAUUCAGGAAUUGGAUCGAUAAUCAGAUGACGGUGCAUAGGUUACCAACUUUAUUUUACGAUCGGGACAAUCCUUUUGUACCACGGAUGAAAGGCGAAAGAAUGUAGGAUAAGUAGUAUUUAACUUUAGAAUUUCUUUCUAUUAUAUAAUUGUGAGUAUUCAAGUUAAGGAUGUAGGAAUUUUUUAUGAAUAAAAACUGAUAAAAUAAUA